AUGGUUAAUUGAUGUUAAUUCUUUGUAUUGGUUUGGUUUUGCUCUUUCAAUAUCUCUGAGUGUGUACGGGAACUGAUGAGAGUAAAAUUGACCGUGAAAGAGAUUCAGAUGAGGCGGAGCGAAGUUUAUUUUAUAAUUAACAGUAACUAACACGGAUGAAUGCCUUGGGAGCUAAACAACUCAUUCUUUCAAUUAUCUUCAUCCGUCAUCAUCUUUGAUCAUCUUCUUUGCAUCUGAACUUCAUGUUAGUUCUGUGUUCCAAAUGAUAAUCAUCGUCUUAUAUUCUAGAAAAAAUGUGAAACUUUGACUUAAUCUGAACUUUUCGAAUACAAUUUUUAAUUGGUUCUCUAUUUGUUUUUUUAAUUAAUUGUGCUAACUGAUUGUUAUUUUUAUUGUUUGUUUAUUGUCUAAUUUAAUAAUACAAAAAUCAUGGAUAUUAAAUAUAACGAUAACUUUAUCCAUCGUAAAUGGAAAGUGAAAGAGGAUGUGGUCAUCUCGGGAAUCUCUGGACGAUUCCCGAAAUCGGAAUCAGUGGAUGAAUUUGCUGAUAAUUUGUUCAAUUCUGUUGACAUGUUGACCGGAGGAAAUGGUAGAUUCCGAGCAGGUCAUAAUGGUUUACCUCAAGUUAGUGGACAAAUUGGUAAUCUAAACAAAUUCGAUGCUCAAUUUUUCUCGAUCCCCGAAUAUCAAGCUGAUCAUAUGGAUCCACAAUUAAGGAAAUUAUUGGAAGUCACUUAUGAGGCGAUCAUUGAUUCAGGUUUGUCAGUUGAAUCAUUAAGAGGAUCUAAAACUGGAUUUUUCUACGGGUCAUCGUUUGCCGAGACUGAUAUGGCCUGGGGUGAAGAGCCACUAGAGGUACCUAAAUACAAACAAGUUUAUACAACAUUGGUUUCAUAUGUUUUUGACCUGAAAGGGCCAAUAUGUCACUUCGACACUGCUUGUGGAUCAAGUUUCGCAGCAUUGAAUGAAGCAUUCACAGCAAUUAAGUCAGGAGUUUGUGAUAAAGCUUUGGUCGCUGGAUUCAACAUUUGCUUAGUACCAGUGGUCACUUUACAGUUUCGAGAUCUUCAAAUGGUUUCCCGUUAUGGUCGAUCAAAAUGUCUCGAUAAAUCAGCCGAUGGUUAUGGAAGAUCUGAAGGCGUUUGUUGCAUAGUACUACAAAAAGCACCCGAUGCUAAACGUAUUUACUCAACGAUAGUUAAUUGUCGAUCCAAUACCGAUGGUUAUAAAGAUCAGGGCAUUUCAUUUCCUUCGGUCGAUUUACAACGACAAUUAAUGUACGAAACUUACACUGAAGUUGGUCUUGAUCCAACCAAAGUGAGCUAUGUCGAGGCUCAUACUACCGGUACUCAAGCUGGUGACCCCGUUGAACUAAAAGCCAUUCACGAUGUUUUUUGUAUUGGUCGAGAUCCAUCAAAACCUUUGAAAGUUGGAUGUUUGAAAUCAAACAUGGGACAUGCUGAGGCCGCAUCAGGUAUUUGCGCUAUGGUUAAAGCCAAUAUGGUAUUUCAAAAAGGUCUUAUUCCUCCAAAUAUACAUUUCGAGAGUCCUAAUCCUCGAAUUGAAGGACUAAUGAAUAAGACAAUUGUUCCAGUUACAACCAUUACUCCUUUCGAAGAUGAAAUUAUUUCACUGAGUUGCUUUGGUUUCGGUGGAGCUAAUGUUCAUGUUAUUCUCCGAGGUCAUGACGUCCGAUCAUCGGCUGAUGAGUUCAAUUUAACUUUAUCAAAAUGUCCUCGAUUAGUAAAUAUCCCUGGUCGUUCAGUCGAAGGUAUUGAAUUCGUCCAAAAUUAUCUCGAAUCAUCGGUCAAUAAAUUAACAAGAUCAUUUCUCGAUCUUCUUAACGAAUAUUCAAAAACUCGUAAAAUGCCUCAUCGUGGAUUCACGUUGAUUGAAGGAGAACCUGGAAAAUAUUCAAUGAAACAUUUCAUUGGAAAUCAACUCGAUUCAGUUGAGCAUAAAAAAGUCUAUUUGACAUCAUCAACAAAUCUAAUCAACGUUGAUCCAAAUCUAAAAGAUUUACCUGUUUUCUCUGGUACAAUCAAUAGAUUAGAAUCUUACCUCAAACCUUUUAAAUCGAAUUUAUUUGAUCUCGUUUUCGGUGAGAUUGAAGUUUCCAACCCUUUGGAGUCGAUUGUUAAAUCAAUUGCUAUUCAAUUGGCGAUUGUUAAUCUAUUUAAAUCGAUACAAUUAAAUAUCGAUGGAGUUGCGAUUCCAACAAUUGGAUCUUUGAUUAAUCUUUAUGCUAACAAUAAGAUGACUGAACAAGAAGUCAUUCUAACGGCUUAUUGGUUCGGACAUUUCGUCCAAAUAAAAGAUCAAUCAAUAAUCAAUCCAACAAUUGAAGUUUUAUCAUCAUGUGAACAAAUUAAACCUCAUUUAUCAGAAGGAAUCAAACUCACCAAGAAAACUUCAGGUAAAUCAUGUAUCAUUUCUGGACAUUAUGAAGAAAUAUUCAGUUCAAUUGUCAAUCUACAAAUGGCUAAUAUAGCAAUUAAAUGGCCUGGAGAAUCAACUGAUUGUUCUGAAAAUUUUAUUGGAUUUAGUACAAACUUCUUAUUGAAUCCUGGUAAAAACGGAAUUAUGACUAAAUUCAAAAACUACCUGAUCAGGCAAAUCCUUUCCUCAGAUGAUCAUGUUCAAAUGAUGAAAAAAUCAUCUUCUAUCAUAAUGAUUAAUAUGGUUAACCAACAAUUCUGUUUAUCUAAAUCAAUUACAUACGAAAAAAGUGCUCAGAAUUUGUCGAUUCAAUAUAAUUUAUCAGACAUGGAAAAAGGUUUUAUAUCUGGUGAAAGUUUAUUUACCUGUUUAGGUAAAAUUUAUGCUGACCAAGGAAUCGACUAUUGUCUUGAACAUUUAUAUCCAACUGUUAAUUAUCCUGUUCCAGUUGACACUCUUUCACUUAAUUCAUUGAUCAAAUUUGAUCAUUUGGCUGAUUGGAAAGUGUUCAAAUACCCUGAGUACUUUAAUCACACACGAUGUUCAACAACCAAUAGUUUUCGAAUCAAUCUUUCUAGUUCAGAAGAUUGGUUCUUGGUAGAUCACAAGAUCGAUGGUCGAGUCCUUUAUCCAGCGACUGGUCUAUUGAUGUUUGUUUGGUACACGGUUGCUAAAUUUCAUGGAACCAUAACGACACGAUUUCCAAUUGAAUUUCGCGACAUUCGGUUGACUCGAGCGACAGUUUUGACCGAAAAGGAGGUUAAGUUUAUCGUCCAGUACUUACCUUAUAAUGGAACUUUUGUCAUUACCGAAAGUGACAAUAUUGUGGCCUCUGGUAAAGCGUUUGGAAAUCCAGAUUUGGAUCUCGUUAGAACUUCAAAUAAUGAAUUGAGAAUAGAAGAUAGUGAAUUUACUUUUAGUAAAGAAGAUAUUUACAAAGAGUUACGAGUUCGUGGUUACGAUUAUGGUCCACAUUUUCAAUGUAUAACUUCAGCUUCGAGUUCAGGAUUACAUGGUAAAGUUGAAUGGCAAGAACCAAAUAGUUCACAGUUAAAAGCAACUUCCGUUUUGGAAAGGACUCAAGAAGGAAUUUUCCGCUUUCUUAGAACUUGGAUAACAUUUACUGAUUCAGCUUUACAAUUGGUUUUAUUAUCUAAUCAAAAGAAUCGUGAUCUUUAUAUUCCUACUGGUUUCCAAUCGUUGAUCUGUGAUCCAGUAUCUAUUAUGGAAACAGUUAAUCGGUUCAAUAGAUCAUUGAAAUCAACUGAAACUCAAGAAGCUUCUGAAUCACCGAAGGAAAAUUCAACCGAAGAUGAAAGUUCAAAUGGAGAUUCAAUCAAAAUAAUGAACCCAGAAUUUGAUGUCUAUCAUGAUCCAAUUACGCAAUCGGUUUCGACCGAUGGAGUUUGGGUCAGAGGUCUUCUCGCAUCUGACGCAAAUCGACGAAAUCAAUCAGUUACUCUCGAGACUUAUGACUUUGUACCAUUCCAUGAAAGUUGUGCAGUUGAUGAAAUGACCUUAGAAUCGGUCGAAUCAUAUUCAUCACUGAUCUUUGGUCUAAUUGAUUUGUUCGAAAAAACAUUAACCUCGAUUGAGAUUAGCGCAGAGGAAAUGGAAUCAUUUUCGAAUGCAGUUGACCUGAAAAAAGAUCAACAUUCAUUGGCUAAUUAUUUAAUCUGUUUGUGUCGAGGAGAAACACCAACGAUAGAAAUUACCUCUAAACUAUCUGAUGACAUGUUGAUUGGUACAAAUGCAGUUCUUCAUUCUAAUCAACGUUUGAAACCAUUUGUUAUAACUGCAACUGGACACGAAUCUUAUAGCGGUGACGUUUAUUCAAAGUCUAAUAUUGUCGAAAUCAACGAUUCUCAAGGUUUCGUCUUUGAUUCGAUUAAAUCAAUUCUCGAGAUACAAUCAUUGGGAUCAAUGAAAGUCGACUAUACUUUGGUACGAUCUAAUGUACCUGAACCAGAGACUGUUGAUAAACUUUCUGGUGUCGUGAAUACGAUCGUUUGGAAUAUCGAUGAAUCACCAGCUCCAAGCGAUUUGAGUAAAAACGAUCUAGUUAUUUAUAAAAUUACUAAUCGUUCAAUUGAUUCAUUAAUCGAGAAUAUCGAUAAAAUUCAAUCAGUUCUUAAACCCAAUGGUCAUUUGUUGGUAUUGACCCGAGAGAAAUCAUCGAACUUAGAAAGCCUCAGAUCGAAUCCAUUUGUUCAAAAUCUAUUGAAAGAUUUUAUUUCAGAUUCGAUUGACUCAAAUCUACUAAGAAAAAUGAAUGAAAAUAAUUGGGUUUGUAUAAGUAAACGAACACUUUCAUCCAAAUCGUUACCUUUGGUCGGAUUAAUGUUCAAAAAGUUACCAGAGUCGAUUAAUCUUGAGAAACAUAAGAUUAUCCGAGUUAAUCCAUUUGAAUAUUCGUGGCUCGAUAAUCUCAAGGAUGAAAUAAAAGCCGAUGAAGAAUCGAUUAUUUGGUUGAUAAGUCAAAUUUCCGAUGUGAGUGUACUCGGUUUAGCGAAAUGUCUGAGUUUAGAACCUUAUGGAUCUCGAAUUCGUUGUGUGGCUCUUCAACCAGGUUCUAAAGGAAUCGAUUCAUCAUCAAUUGAUUUGCAUAGUGCAACUUUCCAUCAACUAAUAACCAAUGAUUGUAAAUUCAAUAUUUAUGACGAUAAACUCGGAUGGGGAGAUUAUUGUCACUUCGAGAUACCGACAAAACCAGAGACCGAUAGCAAAUGUUUAGUCCAAAGUAAAGAUGCUUAUGUCCAAUGUUUAAUUCCUGGUGAUCUUUCAUCACUUGUAUGGACUCAAUUCAAUCCAAUUCCUGAUUCCAAAAAAGGUCAAUCUCUUGUGACAAUCAACUAUUCGUCGCUCAAUUUCAAAGAUAUUAUGCAUGCGACUGGAAGACUACCUUCUAAUUUAAAUCUCGAUUGGCGUAUUCCAGUAGAAAUGUCAACACCAAUCGGAUUAGAAUACGCAGGUGUCGAUUCGAAUGGUAACCGGAUUAUGGGUUUUGUUCCACAUCGAGCAUUAGCAACUAAACUAAUCAUUGGAUCAAAUGAUUUCUGUUGGUCUGUUCCUUCAACAUGGACCAUGGAAGAUGCUGCAACCGUACCGGUUGUUUAUGCAACUGCGAUUUAUAGUCUAUUGAUUCGCGGUCAACUUCGUCAAGGAGAAUCUGUUCUUAUUCACGCGGGAACAGGAGGUGUUGGAAUAGCAGCGAUAAACAUUUGUUUGAGUUUGAAUUGUAAGAUCUUUACAACAGUUGGCUCGGAUGAAAAGCGAAAGUUUCUUCAAGAACAAUUCCCAUCACUCGACGAGACGAGUUUCGCUCAUUCGAGAUCAACUUCAUUCGAAGAACAUGUUCUUAGACACACGAAUGGUCGUGGUGUUGAUGUGAUUCUCAAUUCAUUAUCUGAAGACAAACUACAAGCAAGUGUGAGAUGUUUAGCACCGGGUGGAAGAUUUCUGGAAAUCGGUAAAUAUGAUAUGAUGCAAAACAAUAAGGUCAACUUGGGACUUUUCGAUGAGGGUCGAACCUUCCAUGGAAUUUUACUUGAUGCAUUCAUUACCUCUGCAAAUCGUCUCAGUAAUAAAGACAGUGGAGUGUCACAAGUAAAAGAGAAAAUCACUGCUUUUAUGGACCAAGGAAUAACUUCAGGAACAAUAAAGCCACUUCCGAGAAAAGUAUUCAAAAUGAACCAAGUUGAAGAAGCUUUUCGAUUUAUGGCCACCGGUAAACACAUUGGUAAAGUUCUGGUCAAGAUAAAAGAUGAAAGUAGAGAUGAUAAAAGUUCUUCGACAACAGAAACAUUGACCAAAAUAAAUGAAAUUUCAUCAAUUGGAUCGAUCCCAUUGGCAAUUAAAUCGCCGAUUUUCUAUUCGAAUAAAACUUAUAUUAUUGUCGGUGGAUUUGGUGGAUUUGGCUUGGAAUUAGCUUCUUGGUUGGUCAAAAAAGGAGUUCGUCAAUUGGUUCUUAAUUCUCGAUCGGGACCUAAAUCGUCUUAUCAUAAAUUAUCUUUGCAUCGAUUAGAGUCACUUGGUGCCAAUGUCAUCAUAUCAACUCACGAUUUAACUAGUGAACAAGAUUGUUGUUCGCUUUUCGAAUCCCUUUCACCUUAUCCAAUUGGUGGGAUAUUUAAUUGUGCUCUCGUUUUGUCUGAUGCUUUAAUAUCCGAUCAAAAUGCUGAAACUUAUGAAAAAGUUUGUUCAUCGAAAGUUAAAAUAACCAAGAAUUUAGAUAAAUUAACUCGAUCAUUAGCUUCAGAUGAUUGUGAUUAUUUUGUCGUCUUCUCAUCAGUAACUUGUGGACGAGGUAAUCCAGGACAAUCUAAUUAUGGAUUAGCUAACUCUUAUAUGGAAUCGAUUUGUCAAGAGAGAUUCAAACAUGGACUUCAUGGUCUAGCGAUUCAAUGGGGAUACAUCGGUGAUGUUGGAUUUGUUGUUGAGAAAUUAGGUGUUAAAGUUGAUUCUAUUCGAGGAACAGCAGCUCAAAGAAUUCACUCUUGUUUCUCUGUACUAGAAAGAGCUCUGGCUUAUCCUGUAUCCACCGUGUCAAGUUUGGUCCGAGCAAUUGACAGAAAGAGUAUUUCAACUGGAUCUGGAGACAUAAUUAGCUCAAUCAGUCACAUCUUGGGCAUCAAAGAUAUUAAUUCACUUGAUCCAAAUGUUACUUUAGGUGAACUUGGUAUGGAUUCGUUGAUGGCAAUCGAAGUUCAACAAGUUUUAGAGAAACAGUUUAAUAUUUCAAUAAGCUCAAAGGAGAUUCGAGCUCUCAAGAUAUCCAAAUUGAAAGAGUUUUCGAAACAAAUGAAAAACGGUAAACAAACAUCAGAAUCAUUAACAAAUGCCUCGACCAGUAAUGAAUCGAGUGACACAAAUUCAAUGAUUGGAUCACUUUUAUCUCUUCAAGUUCCAAAAACAAUAACAAAUAAUCUCAAUGAUUUAGGAAAAUCAAACAAAACAAUCAGGCCAAUUUAUUAUGUUCCUCCAAUUGAAGGAAAUUAUGAUUUAAUGAAAGGUCUCAUUGAUCGUGUCAAAAGACCAGCACUUGGACUUAAUUGGACUUACGAUCUUUCUCUUCUUACCUCAAUCGAGUCUGCGGCAACUUAUUAUGCUGAUUAUCUGAUCAAAUGUCAUUCACCAAAUGACAAGUUAAAUAUGGUUGGCUACUCAUUUGGAGGUAUUAUUGCUUAUAAUAUCGCUUGUGAAUUAGAGACUCGAUUUUUGUAUAACGGAAGUGGGCCAAUAAUCGAGAAAUUAAUUCUGAUAGAUGCUGAUCCUGAAAAGUUGAAAAACGUGGCAGAAAUUACUAAAAAGCGCAUUGAUGAUGCUCCUUUAAAUAUUCAAGAGACUGAGUUUAUUAAGGGUGUAAUGAAAAGAAUUUUUGCAAACUUAGAUCCAAAUCAAUUCGAUGCUGAAAUAGCUAAUUGUUCAAAUCGAAAAGAAAGAUUCGAAAAAUUCACAAAAAUAAUGAUCGAUAAAGGAAUUCCCGAAGAUAAGGCAGAUAUGAUUUCUAAAGUUAAUGAGUUAACUUUUCAAAAAGGACAAAUGCUCAUCAAUUAUUCACCAAAACUGAAAUCGAAGCUAACUGAAAUAGUUCAUAUUCGAGCUAAAACUGAUUUACCAUUAUUCCAAAGUUCAAAACAAACUGAUUUCAAACUUGGAACCGAACACUUUUUUGAUGGUAAUCAUCACACGGUAAUUGGAUCAAAUUUGGACGCUAUCGAGAAAAUAACAAACAAUUUCUUCAAUAUCCAAGAAGAUGAUAAUAAUAACGAUUUAACAAACAUCCAACCAUCUAAUUGAAUUAAUAACCAAGCAUUAUAAUCUGCAAUUGUUUAGGAUAUUGAUUCAUGUAAAUUUCCAUAAAUAUGUGUCUUUUAUCAAAUAUUAAUCUUAAGUUGAAA
Messenger RNA from Panonychus citri (citrus red mite), 8339 nucleotides. Its product is annotated as fatty acid synthase-like. Gene Ontology annotation, biological process: fatty acid biosynthetic process. Lineage: Eukaryota; Metazoa; Arthropoda; Arachnida; Trombidiformes; Tetranychidae. The record is from RefSeq and is a predicted model, not a curated record. Gene Ontology annotation, molecular function: phosphopantetheine binding; oxidoreductase activity; fatty acid synthase activity.